This is a messenger RNA of Clunio marinus, 210 nucleotides long. The record is from the annotation of a GenBank genome assembly. NCBI's taxonomy places the organism in Eukaryota, Metazoa, Arthropoda, Insecta, Diptera, Chironomidae.
AUGAACGAGAUUCAAAUCAUUACAGCAAUAAUUUUAAAUUACGCAAAACAAAAACGUAAUCAUACUGUGUUGGGUGAUACCAAGAAUCAUGAAACUCUUUUUUUUUCCUUCGUGACUUCAAAUGAGGAACAAAAAAAUUGUAUAAAACCGUAUUUGUGGUUAACAGUGGGAAAUUUGCUGCAGCAUCACGCAGUGAUUCAAAUGAGUUGA